AAUUGUGUUAGCCCCAACUAUCAGCAGAUGGCGACAGUUUCCUAAACAAAUGGAAUCAUGUCAUUGAACUGUCGAGAAAAUGUAUGAGAUGUGCGAGAAAAUGUAUGAUUGAUACACAGCUAGACAUCCAGGGAAAAUCAUAUGUUCAGCUAGAUGCAUUGAUUUAUUGGGUGAAUCAUCGAUAUUUUAUGGUAAAUAAACGGACAAUAUAAAUGUAUCCGUUAAGACUGAUAUUUCAGCCAUCAACGCCAGGUGGUACUAUAGUUGCCCCUCACUCACUGUUGCAAUGCAUUGUCAAUGUCCUUUGCUUUGUCGAAGCUUAUACCGUGCAUUUUUGCUCUCUAGUGACCAUGGCUGCUGAUGCAGCUAGACAUAGCAAAUAAUCUGCAUUCAUUUAAAUUAGCAUAGUAUCGCCUGACGACACACGUCUUUUGUCAAACGGACUACCUUGGUUAUGGAUGAGCCGGAGCUUCUGCUGGACUCCAAUAUCAGACUUUGGGUGGUCUUGCCCAUCGUCUUUAUCACGUUCCUUGUUGGGGUGAUUCGACAUUAUGUCUCCAUUCUGCUUCAGAGUGACAAGAAGCUGACAUUAGAGCAGGUGUCAGACAGCCAGGUUCUUAUCAGGAGCAGAAUCCUCAGAGAGAAUGGGAAGUACAUUCCGAAACAGUCUUUCUUGAUGAGGAAGUUUUACUUCAAUAAUCAAGAAGAUGGCUUCUUAAAAAAUACCAAAAGGAAGGUUGUUCCUCCCUCCCCAAUGACAGACCCCAGCAUGCUGACAGACAUGAUGAAAGGCAACGUGACCAAUGUACUUCCCAUGAUCCUCAUCGGAGGCUGGAUCAACUGGACCUUCUCGGGGUUUGUCACAACCAAGGUUCCCUUUCCUCUCACCCUGCGCUUCAAGCCCAUGUUGCAACAAGGAAUCGAGUUACUCUCACUUGAUGCUUCCUGGGUGAGCUCAGCGUCGUGGUAUUUCCUGAAUGUGUUUGGGCUGCGAAGCAUGUACUCCUUAAUUCUAGGACAAGAUAAUGGUGCCGAUCAGUCCAGGAUCAUGCAGGAGCAGAUGAGUGGUGCUGCCAUGGCCAUGCCUGCAGACACAAACAAAGCCUUCAAGGCAGAAUGGGAGGCUCUUGAGCUAACUGACCACCAGUGGGCACUGGAGGGUGUUGAGGAGGAGCUAAUGAGCAGGGAACUGGAUCUAGAUGGAAUGUUCAGUAAGGAGUUACCAACGGGUAUCUUCUGAGUGCCAGUUCAUCACUGCAGGGAACCUGCCACUUGGCAAAAUGGUAGUCUUACUUAGAGGCAGACUUGGAGUUUCUAUAGGAAAUGACAGUGUGGAACAAAGUCCCUGGGCUUUGAUGAAAAAUGGAGAUGUAAUGUCUAAAUUCAUUUAACUUACGUUAUUGUCCAUUUCAAGUUUAAUUGGAGAUAGUACCAAGUUCAAUUUCUAAUUGUAACUAUUUGAAAGAUUCGCCUCAGCUACUCAUGACAAAAAAAGGAUAGCAUACAUAAUCUAAAAACUGACAUGUUGUAUACUGUCAAAAACAAAAGGUCAAUGAGCAUGUGUUGCACCACUUUGUUUUUAAUCAUGUUUACCUUGUAUUCUCAGAUUCCACCUACAAUGCCUUCAGAAAGUAUUCAUACCCCUUAUUCCAUAUUUGUUGUUAUAGCCUCAAUUAAAAAUGUAUUACAUGGA
Molecule: messenger RNA, 1693 nt
Organism: Oncorhynchus mykiss (rainbow trout)
Lineage: Eukaryota; Metazoa; Chordata; Actinopteri; Salmoniformes; Salmonidae
Product: ER membrane protein complex subunit 3
Biological process (GO): protein folding in endoplasmic reticulum
Cellular component (GO): EMC complex; membrane
Source: RefSeq, a predicted model, not a curated record